Saitoella complicata NRRL Y-17804 is the source of this 1069-nucleotide messenger RNA. RefSeq lists its product as uncharacterized. Bases 247 to 1017 code for a protein of 256 amino acids. The record is from RefSeq and is a predicted model, not a curated record. The transcript has a single exon. NCBI's taxonomy places the organism in Eukaryota, Fungi, Ascomycota, Saitoellomycetes, Saitoellales, Saitoellaceae.
AGUCGGCAUUUAUAACUGAAUUAAAGUUCCAAUAUUUGCUAAGCGAUACGGGUUACGGAAUCGCAAAUGCGGUCGGAAUUGGAGGUCGAGGAACCAAACACCGAUGCCGAUACCGACACCGAGGCCGUGUUGCUACGUUUCCGACCACCAUACAGUCACAAUAAGGGUAUAUAAACACGUCUUCUCUCUUCCUCCACUUGACAAUCACAAACAACAAAUACUUCAAACCUCAUAACAAAACAAACAAUGCCCUCACACAAGUCCUUUACCAAGAAAUCAUCCACCUCGGACGCCGGAUCAGACAAAUACCUCGUCAUCAACCCACAUACACUCACCCCCCGCCUCACCUCAAAGCGUUCGCAAGACAGCGUCUAUCUAUCCUCCUUAUCCACGUCUGAUGCAGCGGCGUCGUUACCCUCUCCGCCGUCCAGUAAAACCUCGUCCACGAGCAAACGCUCAAAGUCCUUCAAGCCCCGACCGUGGGAAACCCUACGCAAGCUGAAUCCCCGGCGGUCAGGAUCCACCCGUCGCUCAAUCAGAGAUGCCGUGGUGGCCAGUCCCAUCAAAAGCAAUAACCCAGAAGCCUUCUGCUACACCUCUCCAACCCUCGACUUCUGGCUCGACAUGACUCAACUCCACCGAACCCUGCUCAAAGGCUUCGAUCUAAUCAUCACCACCGCACCAGAUUUCUACGCCUCCAACACAGCUCACGAAGAGUAUCGAACCUUCGCAGAAGGGUACGUAGAGUUACUAGAAUCUUAUCUGAACUGGAUGUGGACGAGACUGGGACCAGGUCUGCAGGGUUAUGUCCGCUUUCCGCUGGAUUUGGAGGUGGAGGUGGCGGAGUUGUUGGAUUCGCGGAUGGAGAUGGAGAUGUAUGUUAGAGAGGUUGAGGAGGUUGUUAGUUUGGAGGUGUUGUGUACAGUACCCGAGACGGUGUUGGAGGGGAUUGAGAUGGUGAGUAGGAGGCUGGGGUGGAAGGCGGAGAGGGUAAUGGGGAAUGUUGACAUGCUGUGAAUGGGUGUGAUACGCAUACUGGAGGUUAUGAGCAUGAUUAGAAGAGACCGUG